Molecule: messenger RNA, 3097 nt
Organism: Punctularia strigosozonata HHB-11173 SS5
Lineage: Eukaryota; Fungi; Basidiomycota; Agaricomycetes; Corticiales; Punctulariaceae
Product: DUF221-domain-containing protein
Exons: 8
Coding region: 361-2943 (860 amino acids)
Cellular component (GO): plasma membrane
Molecular function (GO): calcium-activated cation channel activity
Source: RefSeq, a predicted model, not a curated record
CGUCCUACGGCCCGGUAAUUGCUCGACGUCCGACUGUCCAGCGCGGAGUAUGUGAAUCGCAUGCAUAUACACGAUUUCCGACCAGACAACCAUACAAAUUACGGGCGUUCCGACAAGCAUCCUUGCAACGCAAUACUAUACGGACAAUGGCUUGCAUAAGAGAUCUGCCUCCGAGCGGAUCAACUACAUCGUCCGGAGAGACCUCCGCGUCCAGAAAUGAACCUAAACCCGGCGUCUAACCUCGAUCAUGUUUGCCCUUCGAUGUCAGUCGCUCACGUUGAAAAGGUUGCAGGGGAUGUCGGACUCAGCCAGGUGUCGCCCCCCCUCUGACGACUCGGAUUCACGACCACCGCCCGCAAGAUGACGGCGACGAGCAACGCUGACGCGACGGGCGCGACCAUCCCUUCCUUUCUUUCAGCACUCACAUUCGGCGUGGCCGUUUUUAUCGCGUGUAUCACCAUAUUCUACUGCCUUCAUACCAAAUAUCGCAACAUAUACCAACCCCGCACGUUCCUUACUCCCGUCCACAAACGCCCCCGUCCUCUCCCACUGUCCUUCUUCCCCUGGUUCGCGGCUCUCGCGCGCGCUCGUGAUGCCCACAUCCUCGCCAUGAACGGCCCUGACGCCUACUUCUUCGUCCGUUUCAUCAGGCUGCUCUGCAUGAUCCUCAUUCCGGUUUGGGUCGUGGCCUGGGCAGUGCUCAUGCCCAUCUCUGCCAUCGCGCCCAAUGGCGGACAGAAGGGUCUGAACAUGUUCGCAUUCGGCAACGUACCGGCGGACAAGCAGAUCAGGCACGUCGCGCACUUGGCCGUCGCGGUCGUCGUUAUACUCUACACGCUCUUUUUAAUAUAUCGUGAAUACACGCACUUUGUACUCAUUCGUCAUCGGCACCUCUCCGGGCCCGCGCACACCCGCCUCGCGCGCGCCCGCACGGUGAUGCUCACCCACCUCCCGAAACCGCUUUGCACCCCGGAAGCCCUCCGCGCGCGUAUCCCCUCUCCCGUGACGCACAUCUGGUUCCCGCGCUCGACUCCGGGGCUCGACGCGCUCUUCGCCGAGCGCGAGCGCGAGUGCAUCCGACUCGAGAAGGGCGAGGGUACGCUCCUCCGGCGCGCGGUCAAGAACGUCAACUCCAACAAGGCGCCCUCGCCUGAUGCCUCUGGCGAUGCGGAGAAGGGCGGGAGAUCGUUGUACGCAACGGCGAGCCGGUUCGUCGCGCGCGAAGACAUGCCGACGCAUCGGCUCGUGAAGUUCGUAGGGCCGAAGGUGCAGACGCUCGACCACUCGCCAGCCCUAAUCAAGGAACAGAGCGAUCGUAUCGAGGCUGGGAGGGAGGCUUAUCGCGCGGCGCAACGAGGCGAGGAUUGGGCACAGAAGCGGUAUCCGCUGACGGGCGCGGCGUUUGUGAGGUUCGAGAGGGUGGAAGACGCGCAUGCAUUCGUGAGGGACGUCGGGCCUGUGACCGGGGUGAAGGGCUUGAGCGCCGCGAUGGAGGUCGUGCCGGAAGACGUGAUCUGGGGAAACUUGGGAAUGUCGCGUAGCGUGCAGAUCUUCCGCUCGGGUGUCAGCUGGGUGCUGACCAUCGCCCUCAUCGUGCUCUGGGCGAUCCCUGUUGCUUUCGUUGGCGUUGUGUCGAACGUCAACGCACUCUGCAGCGAAGUCCACUUUCUCUCGUGGAUCUGCAAGCUUCCGGCGCCCGUUAUCGGCAUCAUCGAAGGUGUCGUUCCGCCCGUGCUCCUCUCAAUCCUCUUCGCGCUCCUGCCCAUCAUCCUGCGCGGGAUGAUCAAACUCGAGGGAACGCCCCGACAUUCGGAGGUUGAGCAGGCGCUCUUCCCUCGUCUGUGGCUCUUCCAGAUCGUCCACUGCUUCCUCAUCAUCACUUUCUCUUCCGGCCUUACCAUCUCACUCUCUCACCUCCCCAAGACAACAUCCGACAUUGUGAUACAACUCGCGACGCACCUCCCGGGCGCGGGAAUGUUCUUCGUCACUUACGUCACUACGAGCGCCCUUACGAUGGCGGGCGUGGGUGUCGGUCAAGUGGGAUCUCUUGCGAUGAGGUUGAUACGCAAGUUGCUCGGUAUGACUACGCCGAGGGAGGUGUGGGAGACCGAGUGGGGGAUGGGAAGGCUCGAGUUAGCCGCAAUAUGGCCUGGUGUGGCCCUGCUUGGAUGUGUCUCCAUUGUCUAUUCGGUCAUCCAGCCCGUCGUCAUCGGGGUCGGCGCGGUCGGUUUCGUCUUGUUGUACGCGACGUACAAAUACUUGAUGAUGUACAUCGUGGACCAAUCUGAAGAGCUAGAGACGGGUGGCAUGUACUAUCCUCGUGCGCUCGGGACCGUGUUCGUCGCUCUGUAUCUCCUUGAGGCGUGCCUUUCCGGGCUGUUCUUCCUCAGCACCGACCCCACCACCGGAGGGAGAACACUGAUAGGUCUGAUCGGCGGUUCCGUCAUGGCCGGCACGAUCCUAUUCACGGCGUCCGUCCAGAUCUGGAUGGAGCGCUGGCAAUUCCCACCUUCAUCGUACACAUUCCUGGACGUCAAGGCGCACCUCUUCAAAUCCGGUUCGGUCGCAUGGCUCAAUCUCGCCCUCGAUGGCGGUAGCGUUGCAGCCAGCACCACGUCCGGCUCCACCCCGCCCACGUCCCCGACCUCGCCUACCUUCUAUGGCGGGCUGAAGGAAGAGCAUCUCGCCGGCGCGCAGUACGGGCGCACGACGGGGCUGCACGCGACCGCGUUCGAUCCACCGUCGACGUGGAAGGACCAGAGGCUGGUGUGGAUUGCGGACGACGAGCAGGGUUUGGGUUUGGGCAGGGCGGAGGUGAGGAGAUUGAGGAGGGCCGGUGUCGGCGCGAGUUGUGAAUGGGCGAGGAUGGAUGACCGGGGUACGGUGGAGGUGGCGAUGGGUCCGCCAGACGAGGCCUGGUAUGGUGGGAUGACGAUUGCUUGAAAUUUUUCAGUAAGAGGAACGGACGGUGGACGGCGAUCAGUGUGGUGUUCUCCUUUGACGUCGUAGUUCUUUGCCCAUUAUAUCUUAUGUAAUAUCUACUUGUUGGACGUGUCUCUAAAGUCAAGGCGAACCCUCUGACAAUGGUAGGAAUCAG